AUGAAUGGGCAUUUAAAUGUGAUGUACAAAAUAGGGGAUACAUAUAGAAAGGCUUAUUCGUAUUUUAAGCCAAUUGCAAAUUCUUCAUCUUUUAUUAAGAACGGGACAUUAACGCCAGCCGAAUUUGUAGACGCAGGCGAUUUUUUAACUCACAAGUUUAAAACCUGGGAAUGGAGAGAAGCGGAUGAGAAUAGGGCAGUCCCAUAUCUUCCAGAGAAAAAACAAUUUCUUAUAAGUCGAAAUGUUCCAUGCAAACAUAGAGUUAAAGAUUUAAACAAUAUUUUCCACAAUUUGGAUAUUAUUGAAAAUGAAUGGAUAUAUCCAAACUUUGAAGACGAAAAUAAUAAUUCUGAUAUUUAUGAAUACAUAAAUAUUCCUGAUUUAGCAGAAAAGACCCAGAAUAAAGAAGAGAAGAUUCCUCAAAUUGAAAAAGACAACGAUGAUGAGGAAGUUAUCGACAUAAAUAACUUUGACAUGGAAAAGGAUAUUAUUAAGGAAUAUGACCCUGCUGCCAUCGACCCUUCUAGGCUUUAUUUAGAAACAUUUGGAAAUGAUAAUAUUAUAAAUAUACGGUCAUAUGAUAUUAGCAUAACUUAUGAUAAAUAUUAUGAGACUCCUCGAAUAUGGCUAUUUGGAUAUAAUGAGAAUAGACACCCUUUAAAAUCCGAGGAAAUUUUUGAAGACAUAUUGUCGGACUAUAGUUACAAAACUGUUACUUAUGAAUCUCAUCCAUGUACAGGAAUAAUGACAGCGUCUAUUCAUCCUUGCAAACAUGCCGAAAUAAUGUUAAAUGUAAUAAACAAUUGGAUAGGAGAAGGGAAAGAGCCAAGACAUGAUUUAUACUUGCUUUUUCUUUUGAAAUUUAUAUCGGGAGUGAUACCCACGAUCGAGUACGAUUUUACAACGGACAUUGAAAUUCCAAGCUUGGUGAAAAACAGCAAAAUAGAAAAAAAAUGA
Plasmodium yoelii is the source of this 957-nucleotide messenger RNA. Its product is annotated as autophagy-related protein 3, putative. Gene Ontology annotation, biological process: autophagosome assembly; nucleophagy; autophagy of mitochondrion. The transcript has 12 exons. NCBI's taxonomy places the organism in Eukaryota, Apicomplexa, Aconoidasida, Haemosporida, Plasmodiidae. The record is from RefSeq and is a predicted model, not a curated record. Gene Ontology annotation, cellular component: cytosol; cytoplasmic ubiquitin ligase complex. Bases 1 to 957 code for a protein of 318 amino acids. Gene Ontology annotation, molecular function: Atg8-family ligase activity.